Molecule: messenger RNA, 654 nt
Organism: Prunus avium (sweet cherry)
Lineage: Eukaryota; Viridiplantae; Streptophyta; Magnoliopsida; Rosales; Rosaceae
Source: RefSeq, a predicted model, not a curated record
AUGAGGGCAUGCUUUUAUAUAUCAGAAGGGUAUUCUCAUGGUAUUCACGAAUUUCUGGAAGAGUUCCUUAGCAGGUGGAGUUUUGUCAAUGAACAAUAUGUUCUUGUUGGUACAGGAGAAAAUGCAGAUGAUGCAGAAAAAUGUGAUGGGCCUUUUCUUUUGGGAGUUGAUAAGUAUCUAGAAGUUGUUGAGGUCUAUGUUUUGAAACUUCUGGGAACCAAUUUGAAUGAUGUUGACCUUGCAUCCUCUUGGGUCGAGAAUGCUAAAUUACCUGAGGACAGAAGACAGAUAGCUGUGCUGGAUGGAUAUCCAAAAACCAAAUACCCUCCAAAUGGAGAGACUGCUAAGAAGCCAGCAGUUUUUAAUUCAUCUAAAAGAUUGGAAGCAUGUGUCUGGUGGUUCCGUACCAUCACUCUGAAAUUUGGUAGUUCUCGGGUGGUAAUAUCUAAUGGAAGGAUUGUCCUGGGCUUCUUGAUUCUGCUCAUAUAUUAUGUUUUCCGGAGAAAACAAGCUACCUUGAAGAGAAUUGUUCAGAGACAAGCUUUGUCAAUGAAGAAUGCUCUGGUAGACUUAUGGCAGCUUGCAUUUUCAUACCAGGUGAAUCCUUUAGCUGCUGUUCAACCUCUCGCAGCUGGAACGAGGGUGGGCCAGUGA